GUGAAUUAAAACGGUUGGCGGUAGGUGUGCGCUUAGUGCCAAAUAAAUAACUGCAAAGUGAGAUUCUCUGUGAACAUAAAUUAUUUACAAAUACUGCAGAGCAUUUACGCAUAUAUCGGUGUAUAUAUUGAAGUUAAUUGACAAAUAAUAAAAUUGAGAAAUAAAAUCGAUGCCAAAACUCAUGCAUAACAAACCUUAACAAGUUAAUGUGUUAAGUAAGCAUUGCCUGCGGUUUGUUUGUCCGUUUAAUUAAUUCCAAAAUCGAGUAAAGUAAAUAAGCGUUCGAGUGCUAAAGAGCGUGAACUUUACUAAUCGCCACAAAAAUAUUACAAUCGCCAGUUGAGUGAUUUUGCAUAAACGAACUUCUUUGGAAUCUCAUAACGGUUUUCCAGGUGCACAAUGUGGUUUUUAUGGCUGAUCUGUCUGCUGCUGCCAACCUUGAUCUCAGGUGAGGAGGAAAUACGUCCUGCGCAGCCCAACAUUAUAUUUAUUUUGGCUGACGAUCUGGGCUUCAACGAUGUGGGUUUCCAUGGCUCGGCGGAGAUUCCCACGCCCAACAUAGAUGCUUUGGCCUACUCUGGUAUCAUUCUGAAUCGUUACUAUGUGGCACCUAUCUGUACUCCAUCCAGAUCUGCACUUAUGACUGGCAAAUAUCCUAUACACACAGGAAUGCAACAUACAGUUCUUUAUGCCGCCGAACCAAGAGGUUUGCCCUUGGAGGAGAAAAUACUUCCCCAGUAUCUGAAUGAGUUGGGUUACACCUCCCACAUAGCUGGCAAGUGGCAUUUGGGCCAUUGGAAGCUGAAGUACACUCCACUGCAUCGCGGCUUUAGUAGCCACGUGGGAUUCUGGUCGGGUCACCAGGACUACAACGAUCACACCGCCGUGGAGAACAACCAGUGGGGUCUGGAUAUGCGCAAUGGCACGCAAGUGGCCUAUGACCUGCAUGGCCACUACACCACGGACGUGAUAACCGAUCACUCGGUCAAGGUGAUUGCCAGCCAUAAUGCCACCAAGGGUCCCCUCUUCCUCUACGUUGCCCAUGCAGCCUGCCACUCGAGUAAUCCGUACAAUCCGCUGCCAGUUCCGGACAACGAUGUGCUCAAGAUGUCGCACAUUCCGCACUACAAACGCCGAAAAUUUGCAGCUAUGGUUUCCAAAAUGGACGACUCUGUGGGCCAAAUCGUGGAUCAGCUGCGCAAGUCGAACAUGCUGGAGAACUCGAUCAUCAUCUUCUCCUCGGAUAAUGGAGGUCCAGCCCAAGGAUUCAACCUCAACUUCGCCUCCAACUAUCCCCUGAAGGGCGUCAAGAAUACCCUGUGGGAGGGCGGAGUCAGAGCGGCGGGUCUCAUGUGGUCACCUCUGCUCAAGAAAAGCCAGCGGGUGUCCAACCAGACCAUGCACAUCAUCGACUGGCUGCCCACGCUCCUGGAGGCAGCAGGUGGUCCACCAGCCGUGGCUAAUCUCAACCAGCAAAUCGAUGGCCAGAGCAUUUGGCGGGCAUUGGUUCAAGACAAGGCGUCCCCACGCCUGAAUGUGCUCCAUAAUAUCGAUGAUAUAUGGGGCAGCGCAGCUCUCAGCGUUGGGGAUUGGAAGUUAGUCAAGGGCACCAACUACCGGGGAAGUUGGGAUGGUUGGUAUGGUCCGGCCGGGGAGAGAGAUCCCCGCCAGUACGACUGGCAACUGGUGGCCAAGAGCAGGGUGGGCAAAGCGCUGGAUGCUCUCAAGAUGCUUCCAAGUCGGGCGGAUCAGCAGAGAAUACGAGCAGCUGCCACGGUGACUUGUCCGGCACAAUCCUCCCAAGGAACCAGUUGCUUGGCCACCGCCUUCUCUGCUCCGUGCCUGUUCCACAUUCGCGAUGAUCCCUGCGAGCAGUACAAUCUGGCCAAGCAAUAUCCCGAAGUGGUAAACGCAUUGAUGACGGAGCUCGAGCGAUUCAAUGCCACCGCUGUGCCGCCCUCAAAUAAGCCCGCAGAUCCUCGAGCCGAUCCCAGAUUCUGGAACUACACGUGGACGAACUUUGGGGACUAUCAAAAUACUCGUAAUGAUCUUGAUACACUCAGUGGGGAUAUUACUUUGGCCAAGACUGUGUAGAAUAAAGAUAUGAUAUGAA
Molecule: messenger RNA, 2113 nt
Organism: Drosophila yakuba
Lineage: Eukaryota; Metazoa; Arthropoda; Insecta; Diptera; Drosophilidae
Product: arylsulfatase B
Exons: 7
Coding region: 400-2094 (564 amino acids)
Source: RefSeq, a predicted model, not a curated record